AACGAACAGAAGUAACAUAAAGAUUGACGCAAUCUAACACAAACACAUCACAACGCUUCACAAAACCAACACAAACACACUCUUUGUGUCGCGUUCUUCUUCAUUAUUAAUAAUUAAUUAAUGAUUAUUAUUAAUUCAUCUUUAUAACGCUCGGCGCUUCAAAAUUUCAAAUUUCAUGGAUGCUUCUUCUCUUCAUUGAAACCCCAAUGGCUGAGAUCGAGACUUGUUCUUCACAAUCAGCAUCCAAGAACAGGGCAGGUUUGGAAAUUUGCGAAACGAAUUCGUAUAAUUCAUCACAAUUACAAAGAACUAAAGUUAAAGGGAAGGGAAUAGCGUGCAAACGACGAAACCCUAGAGUCUCUGUUCGUCGCACAAGGGGUAAUAAUGUUGCAGCUAUUGGUUUUCCUCUUGGAAUGUCGGUCGCCGCUGUUAUGGCUCAGGUGUUGUACAGAAGAGAUGCAGCAGCUGAGGGUAUGUCUCCAGAUCAUCUUUCGUCGAUGUGCACGUCUGCAAUCCAAGAAUCUCUAUCCAGUGUAUUUGGAGACAAGCUAGAUGGUUUGACAAGGAACUUUGAGCAAUCUUUUGACAGCACUUUGAGUACUCUUCGAUUAAUUUAUGAAUCACCAGCUAGCAAUGAAGGGAAUAAAUUGAAUAAUAUGAGGUUGGAAAUUCCAAGUUCUAAAUUUAUCAGAGGAGAUUGCUCACGUGAUAUUGCUAUCGAGGAAGAUCAACCAGGGCUACUGUCACACGCACACGCUGAAAUCGUAGAUCAAUCAAAUAGGCGUGAAGAGGUUGGGGAUAACUUCCACAUGGAGUCAGUUACUCGUGAUGUUGCUUUGCAUGGGCAAUCAAACCAAAUGGUUUGUUUCGCUCCACCCUCUUCUGGAGCUUUAGUUAAUAAUCCUGUGAUCAGUACAUUUGAGAAGUCUAUUAUGGAGCAAUGCCGUUCUAAUGACCUCAAGACUGUUGAACUUGGUCUUACAAUGAAAAAAAUGAAAUUGAAAGAGACAGAGUUGGCUCUCAGAUACGAUUUAAAUGAUCUGCAGAGAUCCAAGUUAGCUGUGGAUAUAUCAAAGACAUCAUUCAAAGCUGAAAAGUUUAAGACUCAAUUAGAAGAUACGAGAUAUGGUGAACUAAAUAAGAAGUGCAUAGACUGUCUUAUUGCUGGUCUGUUCAUUAUGUCAUCCUCACUUUUUAUGGUGCUUAUGUUUAUAACUUUGAACGGAUUAAUGAAGCUGCUGAGUCAUGUACUCCAGAAGAGGAAUCUUCCUACUGGUGGACUCCGAAGUCAGUGACCUGGUUAAAUUCAAGUGUGCAUGUUUUUUUGUGCCAAGUUCGAGUUGUGAGCCGAAUGGUGUUUGGUUUCUUAAUGAUUAUUGUAGUUGCAUAUUUGCUCUUCCAGCGGUCAGCAACAUUGUCAUCACAAACUAU
Medicago truncatula (barrel medic) is the source of this 1431-nucleotide messenger RNA. RefSeq names its product protein CPR-5. NCBI's taxonomy places the organism in Eukaryota, Viridiplantae, Streptophyta, Magnoliopsida, Fabales, Fabaceae. Gene Ontology annotation, biological process: leaf senescence; defense response; trichome morphogenesis. The record is from RefSeq and is a predicted model, not a curated record.